Molecule: messenger RNA, 998 nt
Organism: Megalobrama amblycephala (Wuchang bream)
Lineage: Eukaryota; Metazoa; Chordata; Actinopteri; Cypriniformes; Xenocyprididae
Gene: timm22
Product: translocase of inner mitochondrial membrane 22 homolog (yeast)
Exons: 4
Coding region: 14-634 (206 amino acids)
Biological process (GO): protein insertion into mitochondrial inner membrane
Cellular component (GO): TIM22 mitochondrial import inner membrane insertion complex
Molecular function (GO): transmembrane protein transporter activity
Source: RefSeq, a predicted model, not a curated record
AACGUCCCCGUACAUGCUUUGUUUUAACAUGGCUGCUCCCGCAAAGAGCACGGAUGCAUCACUCUCAGUUACUACAGGUCAAUCGGCAACUGUUUCAUCUGUGGAAAAUGUCCCACUACAGUAUAGUCUUCUUUUGGAUCACCUUAUUGGUGACAAAAGACAGAUUAAAGACUUGAAUCCGACCGUUAUGGGUGCUUUACCGAGUCCUCAGAAAACAGAGGAGCAGAAGAUGAUCGAGAGGGGAAUGGAGAGCUGCGCGUUUAAAUCACUGAUAGCAUGUGUCGGAGGGUUUGUGUUGGGAGGUGCUUUUGGUGUCUUCACAGCCGGAAUUGACUCCAAUGUUGGUAUUGAUCCCAAAGACCCCCUAAGGACCCCCACAGCAAGGGAGGUGCUGAGAGACAUGGGGCAGAGAGGAAUGUCAUAUGCUAAAAACUUUGCUAUUGUGGGUGCAAUGUUUUCAUGCACGGAGUGUCUCAUAGAAUCACAUCGUGGAAAAUCUGACUGGAAAAAUGCAGUAUACAGUGGCUGUAUUACAGGAGGUGCCAUUGGAUUCAGAGCUGGUCUUAAAGCUGGAGUUCUGGGCUGUGGAGGUUUUGCUGCUUUCUCUGCUGCCAUUGAAUACUACCUAAGAUGAACAUCAGCUUCAGGACUGUUACCAUGCACUAUUGUUUGUUCCUCACAGUAUAAUGAAAGACAUUAUCACGGAGGACAUUGUGCAAUCUUCCUUUCUCCCACUAAUCAAGAGGUGUUCCAGCCCUCCAGAAGAGAUUCGGUUGCCUGAAUGGACCAAUAUGACAACAAACUCAAGCAGAAGUCUUGUACAAUUUAAGGGAUGCCUUGACCUUUCUGUCUCAGACCAUCUGAUGCUAUGAAAAACUAUUUGUACAUAAUUGUACUGAAAAUGUCAUCCUUUGUGUUGGUUGAUGUUCUGAGCGAAGUAAGACAAAAUGUAAAGCGUUACACCUUGUCUGUGGAAAAAUAAAGUGUGGUAUCAAGUA